UUCUGAUGCCGAGCGCUCUGGCGCCCCCUAUCGACUGCAUCUUCGCACAACGGCGUCAUCAUGGAGGCGAAGCGGACGUCUGGAGCCGAGUGACGGGGGAGACACGAAGCCGCACGUCGCCUGCUUCGCUUUGCACUCCCUUUAAUAGAUUAAAAACGGUCAUCCCCCAGCAGCAACUCCAGUGGACAAGACGCCGGGCAUCAUGAAGCACUUCCUGAGAGUGUUGACCCAGUUCUUCGUGUUCCUCUACUGCAAAUGUCUGUGGCGAGGCCUGAAAUUCGUGGCGCGCAAGUUUACGGGACGCUGUGAACUACAGCGGAUCUGCUACAACAACAAGCACGGCGCCCGCAGGACACUCAAGAUCGAGUCAUCUCUGAAGUACUCCAAAAAUGAGUUGCUUCAGUCCGCCCUCAGUACCCACCCCGACAAAGUGGAGAAAACCAUUGACGAGAUCAUGACUCUGAAGAAGAUCAAUCCCGACACCAACCCUCAGUUGGGCAUCUCCCUACAGGCCAGCCUGCUGCAGAUUGUGGGCUACAGGUACUUGGUGGCCGAGGUGGAGAAGCUCCGGCGGGAGCCUUACGACUGUGAAAAUGCAGAACACGAGGAUAUGCUGAUGAAGUUGUGGAAGGAGCUGCGUCCUGACACUCCUCUGACCGGACGGAUUUCGAAGCAAUGGUGUGAGAUUGGAUUCCAAGGCAGCGAUCCAAAGACGGACUUCCGAGGCAUGGGCCUGCUGGGUCUCCACAAUCUGUUAUACUUUGCGGAACACGACAAGGCGACGGCUCUGCAGAUGCUCCAUGACUCCCUACUGCCCAAACACAAGAGUGCGCACGGGAGUCGCAGCGAGGCAAACAUAUCUGAAUGGGAGCAGAAGAAUGUUGACAAAGCCAUUGGCUAUUCUUUCGCCAUUGUGGGCAUCAACAUCACAGACCUGGCCUACUCGCUGCUGGUGAGCGGCGCCCUGAAGACCCACCUGUACAACGUGGCGCCUGAAAUGCCCACCCUGCUGCACCUCCAGCAGACCUUCUGCUACCUUAUGCAAGAGUUCCACCGCUUCUGGAUCGAUGAGGACCCCGGCGAUAUCAUGGAGUUCAACCGCGUACGGGGCAAGUUCCACCGGCGGGUCCUACGGCAGCUGCGGGACCCGGACGCGGCUCUGUGCCCACACUUCUCCGCCUCCGACCUCCACUUGGUCAACCUUUAGGGCCGCCCUCACCCCACCAUCGGAUGUCCCGGUAGGCCCGUCAUUAAAAGCGCUCGGGCUAACGUCAUGAAUGCGUCACUGCCGGCGGCUUAUAGAUACAGUAUAUAUCUAGAUAUACACGCACUCACACCACCAGCAUCAGACAUCACCAUAGCGAUUGUCGCACCAUCGUCGUCUCACUUUUACUUUAAUGAUUGUAUGGCACUCUUUACCAAGAGGUGGGGGACACGACUCACAUGACUUGACUGAAGUCAGACAGUCGCCAGUGUUAAGACCUGAGAUUUAAUAAUGAAAGACUCGACUUGACUUGAACACCAUCAUAUUUGCGAAUUCACCAAUCAGAUUUUUUUUCAACCUUUACUCUGUUAUUCUCUGAAAAAAAGAAACUUUCUAGCUGUUUUUGUGCUCAGACCAAAGCAAUAAAAGUACAGUGAUGCCUUGAAAUACGAGUUACUCGCCUUGCUAGAUUUUCGAGCAAUGAGCCGUCAUUCGAGCAAUUAUUUUUUUUUUUUGGUUUGACUUGUGAGCGUAGACUUGAGAUACGAGAUAAACUUGUAUCUCCAGGCAACACUAUAUUCCUGGUGUCAAGGAACUAUGUUGAAGUGAGUUAAGGGAGUUGCAUUUGAAAAUACCGAGAAAUAAAGACAACAGCGUGGCUAUUUGAUCACGCUAUUCAUUGACUGCACUCCAGCAUUUCGGCGACAGAGACCCUCCGCGUUUUGCUUUUUAGUCCCACGUAGAUAUGAAAUCAUAAAUAUUGUUAAGUAUUAUUGUAAAACAAUAUUUGUACUUAUUGGUACAGCUUGGCGGUGGCUAACUGGAUCUAGCUUCAUACUUUAAAACAUCUUUUUUUUGUUGUUGUAAUAGCUCAUGUGAUACGACAUAGCAUUUUGGAUUGGCUGUCGCAUCCGUGACCUUGUGAAGCCGUUCACUUGUGACUUGAAUUUCGAAUCGUGGCAAAAAAAAGUUGCCAGCGGUUGGCCACUCAUGAUAACUAGUUGCAGAGCCCCACAGCCUGCACAAUGGUUCGACUUACUUGUGGAGUUGAAUGUACCUUGCUCGAAAGGUCCUGCCUGCUUACAUCUGAAAAUCAGCAUUUUUAAAGAUACUGUGUGAGGUAUCGGAUAAAUAUGAUGUUCAUUAAUAAUUGCUUCAUUUGUGGAAAUGUGUGUUCCACUCACUCCCUUGUAGUCCCUGUCUGUUAAAAUGCAUUCCUUUGGUCGUAAACCAACAUGCUACCAAUACACUACGCUACAGCCAUGAAGAGCAUAUACUUUUAGGAGUUGGAGAACAGACCCUUGCAGCUGGAGGUGAGGCCAGCCAGGAAGGUUGCUAUGGAAACACUACUCUCUUUCCAAACCAGAUGCGACCAUAUAAGGAAAUAAAGACAUUGGCUUCAUAAUCAUGGUUUUUUUUUGGGGGGGGGGUGCUAGGAGAGCUGAUCGAAUGCACCACACGUGCCAGUUGUUUUAGUGGCCACUCGACUUGCUUGAUUUUUCUCCACAGUUAACUUGAGACUUGUUUGAAACUAGAAGGUUACUAAGACUGGAGACUUAUUUAUGACUUGCACUUAUGUGACUUACUCCCCACUUCGACUCUUUACACUCAUUUUGCUUAAUCUCGCACUUAAAAAAAAAAAAAAAAAUCGAGUAAAAAAUAAUGACGUGUACAUAUAAUACGACACUGCAAGCUGUCAAAUUUCUAUAUUAGUCGAUGACCACCUCCUUGCCAACAUUUUGAAUGUGUAUGUUUUAAAUGGUGUCUUUAUAGCAUUAUAAUGCUUCCCAUUUGCCUUUAUUUCCCCCAAAACAACACUUUCUAUCAUGAAUGUUUCUCACAUUAACGAUUGUUUCUGUUUAAAUCCAUGGAAUGUGACACUUUUAAUGUCCGCCGUCAGCCAAAGCAAUAAUUCCGAUUCAUUUGGUGUAGACGAGUUGCAACAUGCUUGUUUUGAUUUAUUGUAUUUUUUUAAUGAAUUUAUUAUGGCUUUAGUAGAGCUCUGUUGACAGUUUAGUGACAUUUAGGAAUGAUGGCGUGAUAUAAGUAAGUUGGGAAGAAAAAAAACAUGGCACUGUUAGUCAAUGCAACAGAAGGGUAUAAAAUAAUGGAAGAAACAAUUGACGUUAUACUGUAUGUCUUAAUGUACACGCCACAUACUUCAACAAAACCUUAAUAUUUCUGUCAUUUGUUUUAAUAAUGUAACCAUAAUAGGGUCAAAAUUCUGACAUUCGGCAACAAACAGGAGUUCCACGACAAUAUUCCUUGAUUAAUAUUUUUUUAUUGGAUUAUUGUAAUUAUAUGUUUUAUUAGAUUAAAUGUAAUUACAUGAAAUUUAAUUUAAUGUAUUCUAUUCCAAUAAUUACUUUUUUAAAAUUUAGUUGACAAUGGAUGUUUCUGUUUACUUUAAUUGUAGAGGAUUUAAAAAAAUGUUUUCAAUUUACGUUUUACUUCUGGUUAUUUUGUUUUUAAUUGAUUCAAUUCAUUUACAUUUGUAUUCCAUUUUUAAAUUACCUUUUAAAAGUGCUGUAUUUGUAUUCUGUUUUUGUAUUUAUUUGACAAUGGAUUUAUUUCAUUUAAUUUAUUUGUAUCUAAUUUUAAUGGAUUUUUAACAUUCAAAUGUAAUUUCCUUUUUAAUUUGAUAUUUUUUUUUGUUAAUCAUAAUAAUUAAUAAUUUAAUUAAUUAAAAUGUAUAUUCAUUUUAAAAAAAAUCAAUCUGGUUGUAAUUUUCAAUGAAAUGUUUUAUUUCUUUUUAAUAGAAUUUUUUAUUCCAUUUUUUAUUCAAUUGAAACGUUUUGGUUGAAUUAUGUUGAUAGUAAAAAUGAACAAUUGUACAUUUCAAAUGAUUCAAACAUUUACAAUGAAAUACAAGUAAAUUUAACUGUCAAGCUACUUAACAAGUAUAACUGACCAACCCAACUAAAAACGUGAGCUCAAUUAAACCAGACGCUUUCCAAAUUGAACAACUGAACUAAAACUUCAAUGUUGAACUAAAUCUAACUAUGCUAAAAUAAACAAAAGUGGACGCUUACAAAGUCAAUCAAGAAUCCGAGUUAAAGUGAAUUUUGUGCAAGAAACAGGAGACAUUGUACAAAGCAGACAGACGUAGGGAAUGCAGUACACAAGGUCUUUUGACCCACACAGGCAGCUGCUGUGGCCUUGUGGUCGACAUCCAACUGUUUACAGAGUGUACAAAAAAAAAAAAAAAAAAAAACCUUGAGAAAUGAGCCACAUGCUGCUUCACCAAGACACGAUUCUGUGAUGUAUAAACAUAAUGAAUUGUAAUGAUGAAGCAGCUGUUUGCUUUGUUUACUACUCCAUUCAGCAGCACUGUUUUGCCUUUUGAUGUUUCCUUGCCUAUACUGCUUUAGUAGCAGUAGUGGAGUCUUACUGCUUUCAAGAUAUUCUUCUGGAUGUUCUGAGUAGAUGUUGUAACGCUGUGAUUUAUUUGUCUGUAAUGUGCAUUGGAGAACACAAAUCAAUAAAAAAAAGACAGUCAAA
Messenger RNA from Phyllopteryx taeniolatus (common seadragon), 4705 nucleotides. It is a transcript of the gene elmod1, whose product is annotated as ELMO/CED-12 domain containing 1. The coding region runs from base 203 to 1207 and encodes 334 amino acids. Gene Ontology annotation, molecular function: GTPase activator activity. Lineage: Eukaryota; Metazoa; Chordata; Actinopteri; Syngnathiformes; Syngnathidae. The transcript has 12 exons. The record is from RefSeq and is a predicted model, not a curated record.